CUUAAAUGUAUUUAGCAGAUACAAAUUGGCAUCAGGAUGUAAAAAGCUUUUCCUGUAGGGGCAAAUUGGAAUUUAUUCAUAUUUUUACUCUGUGUUCGAGAAUAUUAUUACUAUAUGUAUGAAAAGACUCGGAGAUCAUAGGGGAUGAUGGCAGCGCAGGUGAAAUCAUUCAUAUUUUUAAUGGCCUUAUUACUUCUUCUGUGUACAUGUUUCUGUUCUGAAUCAUCACGUUCGAAACGCCAAAAGAGAGGUAUAAUGAAAAUGAUGAUGCAUAUCAUGUGGGAUCCUGUUCGUUUGAUUCGAUAUUGGUAUGCUUAUGAUGUAACAAAAGAAAUCGCAAAAAGCUGGAGAAAAAUCAUUCCAACCAUUAUGCUAUUACCUAUCAGCUCUCAUUUGCCAGCAUCAUCUGGUAUCGCAAAAUAUGUUCAUCCUACGACAGGUGUCAAGAAUACUGACUAUCAUAAAGGUAUAAAGACAUUUCAAUAUCCUAAUGUGCCUCUUGGAGGUGAAUCAUAUUUGGGCCACUCAUUUUCAGAUCAUUACUUCCACAGGAUGGUGCAACAAUCAGAACAAGACUCAAAACAUCUUGCUGCACCACCAAAAAACGUACAUGGAUUUCACCAGAAACAAAUGAUCCUAUAUGGACCACCUACAGUUUACCGAAAGCAUGUAAAUGGUGGAACAGAUGAUGAUGCUAAAAAAUUUAUGUAUUUAUCUUCGGGAGGAUAUGAGGAGAAUAAAAGUGCUGAACAAACAAUAAUACAGCAUGUCCCCCAUUCGAUUCAAGAUGACUCUAGUAAUAAGUUACAUUUCCCUAAACCUACUAGCAAGAAAAGUCCAAUGCGUGAUGUUAUAAUAAAACCUGUACCAAUUCCAUACGAAGUAGCUGAAAGAUUAUUUGUAAAUCCAAUGUCUUCAUCAGAAAUUAAAGACCACAAUGUUGGUUUUCAAAGUAGUGUCGACCAUAAGGAUACAACAAGCAAUCGUUUUAAUCACGUUCGGAAGGGAAGUAAUGCUAGAGAUCAAAAUGUUCAUUUUGUUGGACAUCAAGAGUUUUCUGUUUCAAAUUCUGCAAAACAAAAUCAUUUACAACUAUCUUCUGAUAGUCUUUCAUAUGUUAUCGAUGAUCAACAUCAGCAACACGAUUCGAAUGCAGAACAAGAACCACAAGAGGUACAUAUCAUUCUACAUCCAAUUCCAGUAAGCAAUUUUAAUCCUAUUCACGCCACAUACGGUAGUCAUAUUCCAUUUAACAUGCACUCAAAUCAGUCUGUUGAUGAAAAUAUCCAUCACAUUCCUAUUUUAAUAAAAGCAGCAGAUGUCCAUUUGAAUCCCCUUACUUCUCAUGAAGAGAGUUCUAUAUCUAUAGAAAAUAGAAAAGAGCUGGACACAGCCAAUAAGGCUGAUACCGUUAACUCUAUUAUACUUCUAAAUAAAAACGGAAGUAACGCUAAUACAGAAAAUUCAAACACAUCUUCAGAAACAGAUUCUAAGCAUUCACCUCAAGUCACUUGGAUAUCAAUGCAAAAUGCAAAGCCUACCAAGUAUAAGGAUAAGAAUUUUGAUUUGAAUUCAGAUGGAACAUCCAUAAGAAUUAGUUCAUUGCAAAAAAACGACUACAGUAAUAACUAUGAUCUUCAUAAUCAGAAUCUAAAAUUAGAAAAUCCCAAAUCUCUUCACAGGGUUCCAUACCCACUUCAAAUAAAUGGUCACAAUAUCGAUCUUGAACAGCUGCGAGAAGAUCUGAAACACGGAACUCCGGUUCUGAUUCCUUUCAAUAGAAAUGGUUUUACUUCUGACACACAGAAGAAAAUCAUAUCUGAUGAAAAUCAGACUGAAAAGAGUCAAGAAUCCCAUUUUAGUGUUGAUGCUAUAAAAUCAUCAGAAGGAAUUCUGCCAAAUGGACAAAAGCCUAGACAAGAAGAAAAAAUAUUACACAAAUUACCUUCUAGUACUGAGCAGUUUAAUGGAAGUACUUCAUCACAAAAGUUAAUGCUGUUUCUUACAAAGAAAAAAAUAGAUUAAAUUAUUUCAACACAUACUUUGUUAAAUAUUAAAAUACUUAUUUAUUUAUUA
Stegodyphus dumicola is the source of this 2076-nucleotide messenger RNA. RefSeq lists its product as uncharacterized. The record is from RefSeq and is a predicted model, not a curated record. NCBI's taxonomy places the organism in Eukaryota, Metazoa, Arthropoda, Arachnida, Araneae, Eresidae.